GUUAUCACUCAUAAUCGAACAUUAGAAUUGCUUAUCCUAACUUAUGCACCCUUGCCAAAUUCAGUGUGCGAUCUAGGAAAGGGGGAGUACAUAAUGCGCCUUUAAAACUAAGUUUGCAGUGUAGAUGGAAUGAGGUCAGACAGAAAGCUUCUCAUUGCACGCGCCGAUUAUUAUUAGAUACUAUAUUCAGCCAAUGAACGGCGACGGGGCGUGGCUUUGGCAGAGUAAAGGCUAGUGACAGCAGCUGAUUGGCUGGUUUCUCUUUCCUUUAUACCUUCGGAAAAGGAUAAAUCCUUGUGAGGCGGUUUAGCAGAAGUAUUGAAAGUUGUGAAGGGUGAUAGGAAGCUCAGAGCAUGAAAAAGUGCAGUCGCCUAAACCUACCGCAUGGUCAUACGACAAACUAUGCUGAAGACACUUGUCCGUUUCCAUUAAGCGGCUUCAGAUACUUCGCGUCCAGAGCGCACUCUGGGUUCGUUUUCAGUCGAACCGGCAGUUGAACGGUAGACUGUUGAUUUUGACAUUGCCGGGACUUGACAGAGCUCCUGACGGGGAUAUGCGCCUUUGUGGACGGCGUGCUGAACCAAGAGACAGUCGGCAGCAACAGCAACUUUUGUUUCCACGCUGACUAAAUCAUAUUUCGCACAAGUGUGAAGAAGAAGAAAGAUUCUUAGCGCUCUCAACGCGUUUCAAGCUGCAACACGUGUAGGAUUUUCGUGCGCAAUUAAAAGUUGAGACUGUUGUAGUGAGUGACCUGACUAUGGUGGAGCAGACGCACAUCAGCAACAACAGUGACGUGCUCCCCGGCGAGUCCACUGAUUCUGGGGAGAUGGACCUAGACAUGGACGCCUCCCCGACUCCCGGCUCUCCAAACUCGGCUGGGGAUAAAAUGGACAUAGCCUGGUGCAAAACCCCAUCUGGACACAUCAAGAGGCCAAUGAACGCCUUCAUGGUUUGGUCGCAGAUAGAGAGGCGCAAGAUUAUGGAACAGUCGCCCGACAUGCACAACGCGGAGAUCUCCAAGAGACUCGGCAAGCGCUGGAAACUUUUAAAAGACAGCGACAAGAUCCCCUUCAUCCGCGAGGCCGAGCGUCUGCGGCUCAAGCACAUGGCAGACUACCCAGACUACAAAUAUCGUCCACGGAAGAAGGUGAAGUCAUCCAGCGGCAAGACUGGGGAGAAGGCGGAGCGCGUGAGCGGCAGCCCCGGCGCGAAAUCUGCAUCCAGAAAGAGCUCGAAAACUCUCAACAGGACGCACAGAAAGUCCACGGCGCUUGAGCUGACCCCCCACUCCGUCCCUGCAGACCACCACACUCUCUACAAGUCCAGGUCCGCCGCCAAACAGAUACCCGAGAAACCAGCAAAGCGCGGGCAUGUGUUCGGGGGAUGCAGCUCCGAUAGCAGCCCGCCCUCUGUCGCCGUGCCGGCCAGCCCCACUCUGAGCAGCUCAGCGGAAUCCAGCGACCCGCUGAGCCUGUAUGAGGACGGGCUCGCGAGCGGAAAGGAAGACGCCGAGCCCCCAGCGCGCUUCAAGUACACCCGCGCGCCGUCUCCGACGCCCUCCGCAUCGCACUCGUCCUCCUCGCAGUCGUCCUCUUCGGAUGAGGAGUUCGAGGACGAGCUGGCGGACCCCAGUCCCGGCUUUGACAGUUUCAGCACCUUUGGCACCGCGCCUCUAGACAGAGAUUUGGAGUUCAACUUUGAGUCGGGCUCCGGCUCGCACUUUGAGUUCCCCGACUACUGCACCCCAGAGGUGAGCGAGUUGAUAUCAGGGGACUGGCUCGAAUCGACAAUAUCCAACUUGGUGUUUACUUACUGAGAGCUAGUAGUGAAAGGACAGAUUGAAAAAUGACUGGAGGGCUGCAAAAAUCCUCCGAGACGAGUCAGAUGAUGAGUCAACGACAUGAUUCCUCGUGUUUAUCAUGCAUCAGAUACUGUGGGUUCUCAUUAUCCACUGACAAGAGUGCAGAUGAAAGUGCUUAGCUUGCUCGUUUGGUGCUUGGAAGGAGGCGCGCUUUGGACGCAGAUGAGGAAGGCAUUGCUCGAUGGCGAGUUAACGUUGUGCGCCCUCUUCGACUUCAAAAAGGGACGUUUUUAAACAAGAAAAGUCUGGUCAUAUGCUUGUUUUGAUGGAGGUACUGAAUGGAGAGCAUGCGAUCGAUUCGUCGCGCUCGCGCUCGCGCUUGAGAUUGUUUACCUGUGUUAGACCAGCAUCGCAUGCUUUCAUUGACUUAAGGCUGUUGAGAAGCGUAACUGGUGUUGAUUCGUUGAAACCGAAUGGCAGCGCCGUAUCAGACGCAAAAACAAACGCAAUCACCAGCUUUCCUGUCGUCAUGACAUCAGGAUUCAGACGCAACUCAGAUGAUUCAACUCUUUUACACUACAAAUCAGGACCAAAAAUCAUCCGAGGAGCGUUUUUUUCUCUCUCUGCCUUUUACUUUUUCAUCCUCGUAACUUUUCAGCGCUGGCAUUUUUAUACCGAUGUAUUUAUAUAACGACCAAACAUUGCUUCUCUUCCCCACUCCGUCACUUGUGUUCUAGUCAGUCUGUUGUGUGUAUAGGCUUCACAUGCACAUGUCCGUCUGUUUCGCGGAAGGGCUAGACUUGUUUCGUAUUAUUUAAUUGAUGACCUCUCACAUGGAACGGAGAUUAAAUGUUUCAUUAUUUUCUGAGUGUAUUUUUGUACAAAAUAUAUCGAGGGGGUGUCAAUCGGUGAAUAUCGCUGUUUGGAUUUCCGAUUAUUAAAGCCAGGGGGGUUGGGUUGUCUCCAAAAUCUACUCCCUAAACAUGUUUACAGUGUCAAGCCACAGGCUUCUUAAAGAGACAGUAUCCGCAUUUCAACGACCAAUCGUCAUUAGCCUGUGAUGCGCGCGCUGACUGAGGUUGUAUGUAGCUGCAGCAGCGACAGCUGCGAUUUAUAGCGUCCUUAUUGGGGAUACUGUACCUUCUGAAUACCAAUUUCUUUGUGCUUUUAUAGUGACACGUUUCGGUUUGAACCACUGGAUGGAAUUACGGAUACGGUCGAAAUGUCUAUAAUUCAUGAACAAUGAAGUAUGUCUUCACUCCAUAAUUGUACCAGGAUAUUUAAUCUUUUCUACUUGUUGGCUAAAUGUAGCUAAUUGUUUUAGUAUAUUAUGGCAUGGCGAAUAGCAUUUUGUAUUUCUCAAUUCAGGUUUAUGUAGAGCAGUUGUGUUUAAGGCAGAGGAUCAACAUGAAGAAUUCUAUGUACAUUGACUGUAAAAUAAGUAAAAGAUUGCGUGUUUACGUCUGACGAUGAUAUAUCACGACAGGAACAAGAACAUAUAUCUUUAUACAUCCCUAUGUUUAAGAGUGUUGUUCAUGACUUUUGGAAUAUAUAGAUGUUUUAUUGUUUUAUUUUGUGCAAUAUGCUGUGUACAAUAGUUUUGUCUUGCCAUACCAUAUCUCAACAUUUGAGUAGUGAACUCAAAAGCCAGCCAAUUGUGUCAAGUCACUGCCUGUCAGACCUCUGUACAGAACUUUGUCUUUUUCCAAGAAGGAAAUAAAAUCAGCUGGAACUGAACAUCA
Molecule: messenger RNA, 3543 nt
Organism: Carassius auratus (goldfish)
Lineage: Eukaryota; Metazoa; Chordata; Actinopteri; Cypriniformes; Cyprinidae
Product: transcription factor SOX-4-like
Exons: 1
Coding region: 758-1816 (352 amino acids)
Biological process (GO): positive regulation of transcription by RNA polymerase II; neuron differentiation; camera-type eye morphogenesis
Cellular component (GO): nucleus
Molecular function (GO): RNA polymerase II cis-regulatory region sequence-specific DNA binding; DNA-binding transcription activator activity, RNA polymerase II-specific
Source: RefSeq, a predicted model, not a curated record